AUGAUGCGUGCAGUACGUCGAUUCCCAGUAUCCAAGGUGUUUCCACGCAGCUGCUUCCAACAUGCCAGGGCCUUUGCAGCUUCGCCGGAGGCGUUCAAGGCAGCCUACGAAGCCCACGUGGCCGAGCGCGCGGCACAAGGUAUUCCACCCUUGGCGCUGGAUUCCAGCCAAGCCGAGAGUGUGGUGGAGAUGCUGAAGAAGGCACCAGCUGAUGGUGCCUUUUAUGUGGAUCUCCUGCGAAACAGGGUCAACCCUGGUGUUGAUGACUCCAGCUGUGUGAAGGCAAACUUUCUGCGCGACGUGAUGCAUGGCAAGGUUUCCACACCGCUGAUCUCAAAGGUUGAUGCAGUGGAAAUGCUCGGAUGGAUGCAAGGUGGCUACAACGUUGCACCUUUGGUCGAAGCCUUGGAUCUUGAUCAGGAGAUUGCUGACGCAGCAGCAACCGGUCUGAGUAGAAUGAUCCUGAUGUUCGAUGCAUUCUACGAUGUGGAGGAGAAGAUGAAGAAGGGAAAUCCAGUGGCAAAGAAGGUCAUCGAAUCCUGGGCCAAUGCUGAGUGGUUUACAAAACGACCAGAAGUACCAGAGAAGGUGACCCUUUGCGUUUUCAAAGUGACGGGAGAGACCAACACUGACGAUCUCUCGCCAGCUCCAGAUGCCUGGUCCCGUCCUGAUAUCCCUUUGCAUGCUCUGGCCAUGUUGAAGUUCCCUCGCGAUGGGAUCACCAAUGCCCCUGAACAGAUUGCUGACUUGAAGAAGAAGGGCCAUCAGUUGGCCUAUGUGGGCGACGUGGUGGGCACAGGCUCCUCGCGCAAGUCAGCCACCAACUCCAUCUUGUGGUACAUGGGCCAGGAUAUUCCUUGUGCCCCCAACAAGCGCACUGGUGGCUUUGUGCUUGGUAGUGUCAUUGCUCCCAUCUUUUUCAAUACCAUGGAAGAUUCUGGUGCUUUGCCGCUGGAGAUGGAUGUGAAGGAUUUGGCUAUGGGCGAUUUGAUCGAUCUCUGUGUGUAUGAGCAGGCUAUCAAGAAACAUGGCACAAAUGAUGUGAUCACAAAGUUUGACCUGAAGCACGAGCUGAUGCUGGACCAGGUCCGAGCUGGUGGCCGUAUUCCUUUGAUUAUUGGUCGUGGUCUCACCAACAGGGCUCGUGAGAGCAUGAGCUUGGGACCGACCACCACUUUCAAGCAGAUGGCCCAGCCAGAGGUGAAUGUGAAGGGAUUCUCCUUGGCACAGAAGAUGGUGGGAAAGGCCUGCGGCGUGGACGGUGUGGUACCAGGAGCCUACUGCGAGCCUCGAAUGGGGACGGUUGGCUCCCAGGACACCACAGGCCCCAUGACGCGUGAUGAGCUGAAGGACUUGGCCUGCCUCGGUUUCCAGGCUGACCUGGUGAUGCAGUCCUUCUGCCAUACGGCAGCAUACCCCAAGCCAGUGGACGUGAUCACCCAUCGCACCCUGCCCAAGUUCAUCGCUGAUCGUGCCGGUGUGGCACUGCGCCCGGGUGAUGGGAUUAUUCACAGCUGGCUGAACCGAAUGCUCCUGCCCGACGAGGUCGGCACAGGCGGAGAUUCGCACACCCGCUUCCCACUGGGAAUUUCUUUCCCAGCUGGCUCCGGCCUCGUUGCCUUCGCCGCUGCCACUGGUGUCAUGCCUCUGAACAUGCCAGAGUCAGUCUUGGUGCGCUUCAGUGGCAAGAUGCAGCCGGGUGUGACUCUGCGCGACUUGGUCCAUGCUAUUCCUUACUACGCCAUUCAACAGGGCCUCCUUACUGUGGAGAAGAAGGGGAAGAAGAACAUUUUCAAUGGCCGCAUCCUUGAGAUUGAGGGUCUUCCGGAUUUGAAGUGCGAACAAGCCUUUGAGCUGUCUGACGCCUCGGCAGAGCGAUCUGCAGCAGGAUGCACCAUCAAGUUGAACAAGGAGCCUGUGAUUGAGUACUUGAAAUCCAACAUCACGCUGUUGAAGUGGAUGAUCUCCCAGGGCUACAGCGAUCCACGAACCUUGGCGCGACGUGUGACGAAGAUGGAGGAAUGGUUGAAGGCGCCCGAGCUUAUGGAGGCCGACAAGGAGGCUGAGUACGCAGCGGUGAUCGACAUUAACUUGGACGAUCUUAAGGAGCCCAUCCUGUGUUGCCCCAAUGAUCCAGAUGAUGCCAAGAAGCUCUCGGAGAUCGGCACCAACAACAUUGAUGAAGUCUUCAUUGGCUCCUGCAUGACGAACAUUGGCCACUACCGCGCUGCGGGCAAGAUGCUGAGCCAGUUUGAGGGACAGCUUGGAACUCGCUUGUGGAUUGCCCCACCCACCAAGAUGGAUGAGGAGCAGUUGACCAAGGAGGGCUACUACUCCAUCUAUGGCAAGGCCGGAGCCAGGACCGAAAUGCCAGGAUGCUCGCUUUGCAUGGGCAACCAGGCACGCGUUGCAGACAAUGCCACUGUUGUCUCCACUUCUACACGCAACUUCCCCAAUCGCCUGGGAAAGGGCGCGAAUGUCUUCCUGGCUUCUGCAGAGCUGGCAUCCGUGGCUGCCAUUCUUGGCAGACUGCCAACCCCAGAGGAGUACCUGAAGUACCACACCGAGCUGGCCAAGAACGAGGAUUCGAUCUACCAGUACCUGAAUUUCGACCAGGUGGAGGAAUAUGUGGAGAAGGCAAACUCAGUGGACAUGAGCGCGCAUCAGUGA
Molecule: messenger RNA, 2670 nt
Organism: Durusdinium trenchii
Lineage: Eukaryota; Dinophyceae; Suessiales; Symbiodiniaceae
Source: the annotation of a GenBank genome assembly